This is a messenger RNA of Lolium perenne, 465 nucleotides long. Lineage: Eukaryota; Viridiplantae; Streptophyta; Magnoliopsida; Poales; Poaceae. The record is from RefSeq and is a predicted model, not a curated record.
AUGAGCGACUACACCUUGCCGUCGAACUCGGAGAGCGAGGGCAACCUGCCGGGAUGGCGACAUUGGUGGGGAACCCCUGCGACGCCAAGCGACCUUGGCUCGACGCCCAGCGACGGCCAGGAAGAGGAGGAGGAGGAAGGAGGCGGCGUUGGUAGUGACACCGAGGAGGAGGAGGAAAAGGAGGAGGAGGAGGACUCCGAUGCCAGGUUCGCCCGGCUGGAGGCGCAGGAGGCGGCGGACGAGAAGGCGGCGGCAAGGAAGGAGGCCAGGGCCCGGACGCAGGCGCGGGCAUCGCGUCGUCGUCCGUUCACCGACGACGACGACGAAGACGUCACUUCGUCUGACUCGAAGUCCUCCACGGACGCGUCUUCGGGCAGUUCCUCUUCUGGCGAGGAGGUGACAAGCAAGAGGCGCAUAAGUGAGGACGACGAAGCAGGGCCUUCUAACAAGAAGGCCAAAAAUUAG